AUGGCGGACCGCAAAGUUCUCGUCAAGUACUAUCCGCCGGACUUUGACUUUGACGUCCUCCGGCAGAAGAAGCGCGUCCUCUACAAGGCGAAAGAGCUGCAACACGGCAAGAAGCCGCGCCAGUCGGGCAUGAGCAAAAUUAUGAACGUCCGCAUGAUGUUCCCCUUCACGCUCCAGUGUGCCUCCUGCAGAGAAUUCGUCUACGUCGGCACCAAAUUCAACUCGCGCGUCGAACGCGUCCAGGGAGAAGACUACCUCGGCAUCGUCAAAUGGCGCUUCUACGGCCGCUGCCCCAAUUGCCGCGGAGAGAUUUGCUUCAAAACAGACCCGAAGAACGGCGACUACGUCCUCGAGUGGGGCGGGACUCGAACCUACGACCCGAUGCGCGAUCAGCAGCUGGCGGAGGAGCGCGUGCGGAAAGAGCGAGAGCAAGAGUUGGAGGGGGACAGGAUGAAGCAGGUGGAGGCCAAGACGUACAACGUGCAGAGCGAGUUGGCGGCGAUGGAGCAGCUCGAGGAGCUGCGUAAGAUGAACCGCCGGCUAGUGGACCGCGAGGCGGCCACCGAGCAGGCGCUGCAGUUCCUCCGGCAGAACGAAGUUCCUCACGAAGAAGCCGACGAGUGGGACGACCAAGAGCGCACCGAGUUGAUGAAAUUCAUGCAAACGCAGCGCGAGCUGCGCGAGCAGGAAGAAGACUCCAACGAGGACGACGACGAAGAUAGCGCGAAACCGCCGCGGCGGUCGUGGACGUCUUCUGUCCAGGCGGAUGAGGCGACGCGCACGAGUUGCCCGUCGCGGACUCGGCCAUCGGCGUCCUCCUAUGCGUCUUUUUCUGCGUCUUCUUUUUCUUCGCAAGCGUCGUCACCCGCGCGUUCUGAAGCCGCGAGUUCGGCGCGGUCAGCCGGCAGCGCCGAGCGAAGAGGAGACUCAGCUGAGAGCGCUCGCGGCUGUGCAGUGGAGACCGGGCGAAGCGCCUCCCCCUCCCUCGAGAGCCAUGCGGGCGCCUCGAGAAAAGACCGCGCCGCAGCCAAGGCCCCCGGUAGCUCCGCAGCCCCGCGCUCGAUGUUCAUGCUCACCGCAGUCAGCGACAAGAGUCCGCGCCUGCUAGUGAAGAAGAAAAAAGAGGAGGGCGACAGCUUCGCCGACCUCCUCGGGUCCUACGCUUCCUCGUCCAGCGACGAAGAGAAGCAGGCAGACAAAGAGGCCUCGCCCGAUGGGGGCAGUGGCGCCGAUGAAGCGAAAACGAGCCCAGACUGCGAACCUCGAGGAAGCGAGUAG
Molecule: messenger RNA, 1278 nt
Organism: Besnoitia besnoiti
Lineage: Eukaryota; Apicomplexa; Conoidasida; Eucoccidiorida; Sarcocystidae
Exons: 5
Coding region: 1-1278 (425 amino acids)
Biological process (GO): mRNA splicing, via spliceosome
Cellular component (GO): U2-type catalytic step 1 spliceosome
Source: RefSeq, a predicted model, not a curated record